This is a messenger RNA of Medioppia subpectinata, 623 nucleotides long. Lineage: Eukaryota; Metazoa; Arthropoda; Arachnida; Sarcoptiformes; Oppiidae. The record is from the annotation of a GenBank genome assembly.
GCUGCCGACGGCUCGAGCGAUGAGUCGACGAACAACGACAACAUUCCCAUCGACGCCGAAGAGCUCCACAAACAGCAACAGCAGAAGGAAUUGAACAAAACUGCGGCCAAAAACGGCCAAAACUCGCAAUUGCCGAAGAAGUCGCUGUCAAAGACGGGCAAAACCAAAGCCAAACGCAAACGCUCUGUAAUGGACGACGAGAUCGAAGUGGACGAGAACGAGGACACCGAUAACCCUCUCUAUUGGUCCAUCGGUGACGUUCACGACUACCUCAAGAAGAGCAACUGUUUCAUGUUUGCGCCCACACUUCGGGAACACGAAGUGGACGGCGCGGCGCUAUUACUGCUCGACUACAACACGAUAACCACAUUGUUAUACUCGGGUUAUACCCGACAGUACGGUAUCGGCGACGCGUCCAAACUGUCGGCUCUGGUCGAGUCUCUUCGCCACAAAUGGGCGCGCAUUUCGAAACGGCUGAAGAAAUGAUCCCAAUUUUAGGACAACCGUUAGAUGCUUGAAAUUCAAGAGCACCUGUAGUCGUGUGGAUUCCCAGUCUUCAGUCACCACCACUUCUCCUACGACUUAACAUAUGUAUGGAAACUAAAUAGUGUUUGAAAUUCCCC